CCUAAAUGUCAUCCCCAAAAAAAAAAACAAAUAAACGUCAAAAUAAUUUUCUUUUGCAUUAUUUUUUUUUUACAAAAAUAAUUAGUGAUUAAUAAUUGCAACAAAUGCGAUGUAAAUUACUAUUUUAGUUGGACAAAGGGUGGAUAUCACCACUGGUUUAUCUCUGUGUGUUAUCAAAGGAAUGCUUCAGUAAAUUUACUUAUUUUAGAUGGAUAAAUACACUGUGGAUCUAGACCAAGUUUUAAAUGACUUUGAAUAUUAUGAACUUACUGACCAACAUUCCAAAAAUGUACCAGAAAAGGCACAGAAUAAUAAUGUCCAGUAUCAACCGCCCCCUGUGACUGCGAAACAUAGCAUUAACAAUGUAUUCCAUAGUUUAAAUGAAUAUUUGAAUAGUAGUGUGGGAGUAGAGGGUGAACAUGCAGGUUCUAGUUUUCCACAGGAGAAUAAAAUAGGUGAGAAUGACAAUAAUUUUGGAGAACUUAACACAAAUGCAGUUAAUAAUAAAACCAUUUUUGACAAAGAAAAUGAGGAAAAAAUUGAUGUGAGAGAAGAUCCAAGAGCGCUUGAGGGUGAAAAAGAAACAUUAGAACCUGCAGGUAUAAUAGAAGAAGUUGAAGCUCCAGAAAUUGUAAAUGAUGUAAAUAUUCCAAAUGAAUGUGAUAGUAGUGUUACUGAGCAGACUGAUAGUUUAUUGGAACAAGAAGAAAAACCAAAUUUUAUGGAUAAUUGUGAAAAAAACCUAUUGAUGCAUCCUCCAAUUUCAAAAGUAAUUGGGGCAAUUGAAAACCAAGACACCAUAUUGAUUGAUCUUACAGAGGCACCAGAGAAUAUCCAACAAGAAUGUUCUAGUGAUGUUCUGAAUAAUAAAGUACCACAUGACUUUAUCAUUGAACCGUCAGAAAGUUUCAUGCAAGGUGACAGUUUAAUUGAGACUAAAAAUGAAGAUCCAAUAAAUGUAAAAGAAAUUCCAGAAAACGUUGAAAAUCAGACGGAAUCCUUUACUGAUGAUGAUGUAGGAACUGUAGAAGUACCAGAUGAAAAUGAAGACAUUUCAAAUAAAGUAGAACCAGAUUCUAGCAGUUUAACGGUGAAAGAAGAUCCACCCACAAUGUUAAAUGUAGAAAAUUGUCAGGAGAAUUGUAACCCUGAAACAAUAGAAGAUUCAGUGAAAGAACUUGAAGUUGAAGAUGUAGUGGUUGAAGAAGUAACUCCCACAGAACCAUUUUCCAAAGAGGAAGAUUUUCCAGUUAAAACCGAAGAAACCAGUGAGGCUAUACCAGAACAACCUAAACCAGUAACUUUUUAUGUUGAAAAUAUUGAUAUAGAUGAAUCUGAACUAAACAAAAUGUUAGAAGAUCUGGAAUUAGAAGAAGACGAGAAUAACGAAAAUAUAACUCCACCUAAAGAAGUGGAUGAUAAACAGGAUAAAUCUGUUGAUGGUGAUCAAAUUGGAGCAAGUCAGGAAAUGGUGCAAUUAGUUAAUAAUGCAUCUGAUUUAGUCGAAAAUGAACCAGGAGCAGUAACAGAAAAAGAGCCAAAAAUAAUUGAAUGCUUGGAAGUAGAGAAACCCAAGAGAGUAAAAAGUUCCAUAAAAGUCAAGAAGAACCAAGAAGUUGGAGAAGCUGCACUUGUCGAAGAGCCGAAACAAGAAGAGGGCACAAAAGAGUUGGGUGAAGGUGGUUCGGAAUCCAAAGAGACAUCCGAGGAAGCCCAAAGUAGACCUGAUACUUUACCCUUAAAUAAUGAGUUGGCAGGAGAUGAGAAAACUGGAAGGAAAAUCAACUUAAUUGGCAGUCCAGGUUCUACCCCAUACAACAACGUUUACGUAAACAAGUCUAUUAAAAAGCCAAAAGUCCAGGAUGUAGAAUCAACGGAUUACACAAGCUGUUCGGCGAGUCCCACUUUUUCAGAUUGUAGUACGGAAAGUACCAGUACAGCUAGUACCGUUUCCGUCGAAGACGAUCCCAAUAACAGCGAACGAUUCGUUAAGAAAACACCGAAAGUGAAAAACGUCAAUAUUGAAAACGAAGUUGCGAGAUUACAAGGAAUUGGGGGACAACAACAAAAAAAUGCUGAAUCUCAAGGUACAGACUCAAACGAGCCUACUCAAGAACAGGCAGAGGAUGGCACCGCUACUUCCACAGAACCGGAAAACCCUGAAACAUUAAACAAUGCGGGAACAGAAGGGCAAGCCUCAAAUGUGUCACAGUUUAACAGUCAGGAUAAAUCCUGGUUGGGCAAAGAGGCACCUUUAUGGAUCCCGGACGCCGAUACGUCCUUAUGUUUACAUUGCGACAUGAAAUUUACGAUCGUUAAAAGACGGCAUCAUUGUAGGGCAUGUGGAUUGGUGUUAUGUUCUAAAUGUUGCAACUUAAAACAUUGGCUGGAGUAUCUGGACGCUGAAGCUAGAGUCUGUAACAAAUGCUAUGAGAUAUUGAGCAAAGAUAGACCAAACAAUGCCUCUUCGUCAAAUACCAAUUCGCCAGAAACGGAAAAUUCCCCAUUCAGGCCAAACCCGAACAAUCCCCUGGAGUAUUGCUCUACAGUGUCACCUCUACAGCAGGCAGGUCAGACCGCGGGAGCACCUCCUUCUGUAAUGGUCCCAGUUGGUGUGUUGAAGAGAAAAGGUUCAAACAAGAAAUCGAACAAAUCUGUGAUGUUUUGCGAUGGCAUAGCGCCCGGCAGUGACUUGACCAACUUAGAUCAGGAUUUUAAUUAUAACAAACCCCCUGGGGAGACUAAGAAGAUUGUGGAGCCGGUGGCACCUGUCCCGCCUGUCGUAGAUAAUCCUGUAACGAAACCGCCAAGAAAUCAGACAAAAAUCGAUAAGGAGACUGGCUGUUAUAUACCGAAAUGUGAAACGAAUUUACCCCCAACCAUAUCUAGAAAUAAAACAGAUAUUUCUUAUACAGAUUGUUCCAAUACCCCCAGUGUGGUUGAAAUGUUGAAAAAUGAAAAGUUAACUUUCGCCAUAACUCAGAAUCUCUUUGUACAUGUAAAAAUUAUAAAUAUGAAAUGUUGUAUAAACAAGGAAGCUUGGUGUUUCGCCUCGGACGGUCUAAUUAAUGUUGGCUCAGAUGAAGUCGUAUAUUUAAUAGAGUACAUUGAAGAAGAAAGUUUUGUGCCCAAAGAUGUAUUUUUCCAUAUUUAUAAUGUCUAUAUUGAUGCAGUAAAAGGUAGAAACAUGCAGUCAAAAAUCAUCUCUGGUCUAUUUAUUUUGCUGUCUCAAAUCAUUUUAGGUAUCUCAAUAAAAGAACUUGGUUUAUCGCUGCACGAUAAACCGAACUUCUUGGACUCGAGAAACCACGCAGGAUUCGUGUAUAUAAAACCAUCAUUUCAGUGCUUGGAAAAUGUUAUAGUGCCUAAAGAGCCUUAUUUAGUGGGAAUUUUAAUACACAGGUGGGAGACUCCUUGGGCAAAACUCUUCCCUUUAAGAUUAAUCCUACGAUUAGGGGCCGAAUACAGGUACUACCCAAGUCCCUUAAUAUCCACCAGACAUAGGGACAGCGUAUUUGUCGAAAUCGGUCACACUAUCAUUAAUCUUUUAGCGGACUUCCGAAAUUUCUCCUAUACGCUUCCUCAAAUCCGCGGUCUGGUAAUUCAUAUGGAAGAUAAGAAAACCACUAUAACCAUUCCAAAGAAUAGAUAUGACCAGGUGAUAAAAUCCAUAACGAACUCGAGCGAGCAUAUUUUAGCUUUCGCUGGGAAUUUUAGCACCGUGGCUGAUUCGCAUUUGGUCUGCAUACAAGAUACGCAAGGCCACGAAAACUCUUAUGCCACACACGCAAUUAAUAUACAUAACAAACCCAGAAAAGUGACUGGCGCUUGCUUCAUAGUUUUCAACGGAUCGCUAAAGUCGAGCAGCGGCUUGACCGCAAAAUCGAACAUCGUUGAGGACGGCCUCAUGAUUCAAGUACCUUCGGAACACAUGGACAAAUUGAGAGAGAAUUUACGGCUUAUGAAGGACCACAGCAUCGCUUGCGGUUGCGUUAACGCCGAAACUGAUGAAACUGUUAACAUUAUUUGGGGAGAGAACGAUACUGACUUUAAUAAUGGAGUAAAGUCUCCAGUAGACGACUCUGACAUGAAAGGCAUCCCGUCUAUCAGAGUUCAUAACGGUAAGGAUUUCGUUAGUAAUAACGGAGCGAGACUUAUACGGUGGACUGAAGUAUUUAUUAUCCAAAGUGGUGAGGAAAAUUCAAAAAAUCAAGAUCCGGUGGAUAUUUCGAAAGUGUCGGAGAGCAUAGCGAGGGCAUGUUGUACCGCCUUAGUGAAAUAUUUGGAUCUGUUGGUUACCAAUAGUUGUAAUAAAAUUGGUGUAAGGACUACUUUACACGUGGAAAACGUUUCAUAUUCAGCGGGUAGUAACGGUACCAAACUGACGCCGAUUUACAUGCGUAGCUUGGACAACGAAUUAAUCCCGGUCCUGCACAGGAUAACGUCGAGCAAUUUGGGUGAUAGCGCUAUAGUAUUAGAGUUAAUAUUUCGCAUACUAAAUGCGUAGCGUCUAUGAAACAAUUGAUAUGAAUGGAUUUUUAAAAGACUUAUGAGCAACAGUUUAAAACCCGUUUUUUAUUUUAGAAGCACCAAAAAAAAGGAAUAUUUUAUAUCUACGGUUUUAUUUUGGUGUUGUGCUUUUACAGUAUUUUAUGUUUUAAACGUUUUGUUUGGAUAAAUCGGUUUUAGCGGAUAUUGUGAUAAGAUUACUGUUUUUUUUUUAAAUUAGUCCGGGCUGGUCAAUAUUAACAUUUAAGAGUAAUUUAUUAUUCAGCUUGAAAUGUUCGUCUUAAUUACUUUAUAUUUAAAUUUUAACCAAAAUGUAACGAUUGAAAAAAAUUGUUUUUAUGAUUUAUAUUCCGUACUAAGCGCAUCUGUAGCUAUUAGUUUAAAAAAAGGAUAUUUUACGUUAGUGCUUAUAAAUAAUUAUCAUUAAAAUGUAUGUAGCAGCACACCUUUAAACUG
Messenger RNA from Anthonomus grandis grandis, 4965 nucleotides. RefSeq names its product zinc finger FYVE domain-containing protein 9 (gene Sara). The transcript is spliced from 18 exons. The record is from RefSeq and is a predicted model, not a curated record. Gene Ontology annotation, molecular function: metal ion binding. Gene Ontology annotation, cellular component: early endosome membrane. The coding region runs from base 209 to 4507 and encodes 1432 amino acids. Lineage: Eukaryota; Metazoa; Arthropoda; Insecta; Coleoptera; Curculionidae. Gene Ontology annotation, biological process: endosomal transport.